This is a messenger RNA of Punctularia strigosozonata HHB-11173 SS5, 1593 nucleotides long. Its product is annotated as MFS general substrate transporter. The record is from RefSeq and is a predicted model, not a curated record. Gene Ontology annotation, biological process: transmembrane transport. NCBI's taxonomy places the organism in Eukaryota, Fungi, Basidiomycota, Agaricomycetes, Corticiales, Punctulariaceae. Gene Ontology annotation, cellular component: membrane. Gene Ontology annotation, molecular function: transmembrane transporter activity. The transcript is spliced from 17 exons. The coding region runs from base 1 to 1593 and encodes 530 amino acids.
AUGUCCUACCCCAAGGACGCUAUCGAACAUCCCGUUCAGAUUGAGCAUGCCGUCGCGAAGGAUUUGUAUUCCGUUAGCAGUGGUCAAUCCGCGAUUCCUAGCGAAGUCCCCCGUCAUGGUAUCGAUGCGGAGAUUGCCCAGUUCUUCGCAGAAACAGACAAGCCCAUAUACAUUGACCCUGAAACUAACAGACGUCUCCGAUGGAUGGUCCAUAAGCGGGUCCUGGUGGUGAUGGUCGUCACGUACUUCGCACAGACACUUGAUAAGGGAACAAUAAACUUCGCCUCCAUCAUGGGCAUUCAAGAGGACACCCAUCUUCACGGUCAACAAUAUGCCUGGUUAACCACUUGUGUAUAUAUCGCUAUUCUGGCAUGGGAGUUUCCUGCGAAUCGAUUAUUGCAGCGUCUUCCGGUGGCUAAAUUCCUGGGAUUCAACAUCACCGCAUGGGGCGCCGUGCUCGCCUGCACUGCCGCUUGCCACAACUUCGGUGGCCUCAUCACAGUCCGUACUUUACUCGGAAUCUUCGAGUGUGUUUGCCAGCCAGCAUUCGUCUUUCUGUCCACGAUGUGGUAUACUCGAGAGGAACAGCCGCUCAUCAUCGGCUCGUUUUACUCCAUGAACGGAUUUCAGCAAUGCGUCGGUGGCUUGGUCGCUUAUGGGAUCGCCCAUAUCCACGGUGGUGCACUUAAGAACUGGCAAAUCCUCUUUACGCUGCUGGGAUGCCUUACUGUUGUUUGGGGCUUAUUUGUGACAUGGUGGCUCCCAGACUCUCCGAUCCGCGCAAAAUGCUGGUCUGUGGAAGAUCGUCAUCUUAUCGCUGAGCGAGUCAGGGCAAACAACACGGGCCUCCAGAACAAGGAAUUCAAGACGUACCAAGCAUUGGAGGCGCUGCGCGAUCCCACCGUUUGGAUGGUGACCUUGAUUUCCUUCACGAAUGCUUUGCCUACGGGCGGUCUGGGCGCGUUCAGCAACCUUAUCAUCAAGGCAUUCGGCUACACCACUUUGCAAACAUACUUAUUGGCUAUUGCUCAGGGAUCUAUCAUCAUGUUCUUCCUCUUCUCCGCCGCGUGGCUCUCGAAAAGGUACAAGCAACGUUUGCUAUGUGCAUUCAUAUAUACGCUUCCAAACAUCGCCGGUACCAUAGUGUUCUUAACGGUGCCCACGAACCAGCAUACUAAGGUUGGAUUGUUACUCGCCUUCUACUGCAUGCAAGGGUUCGGAGCCGUUGCAGUUCUCAACUUGGCUGUUAUGUCCGGUAACGUCGCUGGUCGGACAAAGCAAGUGAUGGCGAAUAGUUUGGUCUUCAUUGCAUGGGCCGUUGGAAACGCCAUCGGGCCUCAGGUAUUUCGAGCCAAUGACGCACCUCGCUAUACACACGCCUUCAUCUCGCACAUGGUGCUAUACGGUAUCCAAUGCUCGACGAUCGUCGCCCUCCGCAUCCACCUCAUGCGUAUGAAUGUACUCAAGCGACGCGCACAGGGGAAGCCCGAAAUCGAGGUUGGAGGCGCAACCGAGGAAGAGCACCUCGAGAACAAGCACGCAUUUGAUGAUCUCACAGACAAGGAGAAUCCUGACUUCCGCUAUGUAUACUGA